Molecule: messenger RNA, 4921 nt
Organism: Bactrocera neohumeralis
Lineage: Eukaryota; Metazoa; Arthropoda; Insecta; Diptera; Tephritidae
Product: Krueppel-like factor luna
Exons: 3
Coding region: 1867-3996 (709 amino acids)
Biological process (GO): regulation of transcription by RNA polymerase II
Cellular component (GO): nucleus
Molecular function (GO): RNA polymerase II cis-regulatory region sequence-specific DNA binding; DNA-binding transcription activator activity, RNA polymerase II-specific
Source: RefSeq, a predicted model, not a curated record
GACGACUACGACGAAGAGUGCACGAGUGCAUGCAUGGGCGUCAUCAACAGCGCGUAUGAGUAAAUUGGCUAGCUAGCAGGCAGCUAACGGCUCGAAUGGUAGCAUCGUCCGCAAUUCUAACGCGCAGUCUGUGGCCUUUGGUCCACAGUCCUAUGUCCGCGUAAGGCGUGCGCGGAUGCGUUACACGCCUGGCAUAUUUUUCUUUAGAAAUUCUGUGUUUAGCUGCAUGUGUGUGCAUUUCGUCUGUUUCAAACUGACAUUUUCGAGAACUUAAGAACACUGCCGAACACAAUUUUCUCGACACGUGCAAACACAAACCACGCCCCUUAAUAAACUCCACCCACAAUGCAUUUAAUGCCGUUCAUAAUGUUUUUGCACUGAAAAUCUGUGCCUCUCUGCGUCGCACUGACGCACUGCUCACCGUGUCCAUAACCGUAUUAGCUGCCGGAAGUGACAACCGUUAAACAACAAACACAACAACAAGUAGAAUUGUCACAAGUAGCAUAGACAACAUGCAAAAUGCCCGCGGCAAUAAUCGGACUUUAAAACAACAACAACAAUCAAGUGCAAAAUUGUCAAUUAGAGUGUAACAGCAGCAACAACAACAUAACAACUGCAACAAAAACAAAAAAGUGCAGCAAUAAAAAGACGCUAGCACAAGCAACGAAAACAUUAAAAGUGUUGCAGCAACAACUGAACAACAACAGCAACCAUAAUAAGCGAAUCGGUAAUAGAAAUUAACUGUAACGCGCAGCAACUUGCCGCAACACACAGUUAACAACAUCCGUCGGUGCGAUACGCCGCACAACGACUUGAGGAGGAAGUGCACCGGCGCGCGCCUGCUCGCUCACACGCUCCACAACGCCAGCGACAGCGCAAUAAAGGAUGCCAACAAGUAGCCACAACAAGCACUACAACAACAACAGGAGUAACAACAACAACAACAUGCAACAGUGAUUUGAAAGCGACAGUCACUUAAAAUAACGGUUGCACACACAAGCUGCCCACAAGUGCGCAAACACAAACGUGGUAGUGGCGGCAGAAGACGAAGACGAAGAAGAAGAAGCGGUGAAAUAAAUUAGAAAAAACGGUGCCGAUCAUUUGAAUUGUGAUUUGUGAUUUCUUCCUGCCUCACUAACUGGUUGUCGGCCUCACACGCCGCCGCACGCCACCCAACUACCUACUCGCCGCUACACGCUGUCCGUGUCUGGCUGUGGAAGCUGGCUCCGGCGUUUAUCUACCUAGCGGCCGGGCAGCGGAUAUCCGUUCCGUUUGCAAUUAUAUUGGGUGUCCGUUGUGCAAUUAAUUGCGAGCAGUCUCGUUUCAGUUGCGGGAAACUUAUGCGACGUGGCGUCCCUACGUCCAAGCCAGCAAGCAAGCAAACAAACACUCAUAAACACACACACGCUCGCUCGCUUCGCGCAGUCGCGCAGUUUCGUUGCGCAUUGGCAAUUUAUCCGGAAAACCUAUGCACAGCAGCCAGACAGUGCAUCGCGCUGCAUUUCCGAUAAGUGCUGACCAGCAAGGUUGCAGCGGCGUCGGCGUCAACAUCGACGCCAGCGCCUGCUUCGAAGUUGAGAUUGGCUGGUGUAGCCAAUUGUUCGUGCUAUUCAACGUCAUAACUAUAGCAAAGCAACAAAAACAAUAUAAUCGCAAGCUAACAAACAGUAGCAACAACAACAACAUCAGCUAUAAAGCAUAAAUGCAACAUUGAUAUUUCCAAGCACCCAGAAUACGAACACCUAUGCGUUUCACAACAAGGCGACGCUCAGCAGUCACUGUGAUGAGUUUAAGUAACGCCCACAAGCAUUUGAGUUUCAUCUAUAAGCCAGCAACAAAUUCAAUACAAAACGAAACACCCUAGUGAUGAGAGAGAAGGAUCACUCACCAAGAAAAAUGCUACCCAGCCCUAAGCAAGGGUCCGUUUAUCCAUUAUUAGGCCUUGUGCCCACCACUACAUACGCAUCACAAGUACCUUAUGACCUAUCGGUGACGGCGACGCGCACCUCAACGGCUGCUUUGGGUACGUCGCCACUCUCGCUCACCAUAUCUGCCUUAAGUCAAAGCCACAAUGAAGCAAAAAACCGUAAGCGUUGCAGCAAUUACGAUCAGCCGCUCGAUCUGCGACUGGCGCAUAAAAAGCACGACGGCUCCAAUGCAAGCGGUGCUUCCUCACCGCUGGAGGAUGAGAAUAGUAAUCUCAUAUACAAUAUCACGAACUACAACAACUCCAACUGUCACACCAAACCCACAAACGCUGCGUCGCCCAGCAAUCAUAAUGCGCAGCAUGCGAAAACGCCGUCGCAAACUGCGCAGAUAUUAAACUGUCGCUCACAACGCGAAGUCUCACCGACGGAUGUCGGUUGUGAGAAGGAGCUCAAUAACAACACGCUGCCAUCGCUAUGUGCUGACGCAAUUGCCGCCAAUCUGGAAAGUCUGAGCGGCAAGCAUAACAAACGCUUACGCACACAAAAGUCCGAAUUGGGUGUGGCAUGCUUGCGCAUCACAGAGUCAUUGCAUUUGAAUGCCGCCGCGGCAGCAGCGGCUGCCGAUCGACUGCCAUUCGUCUCGUCCGCUUUGCAUCCCACAUUGCUAGAGGCGAUGGCGAAGGCCAUACCACUGCCCUACCGUAACCCGUUUGUGCUACCGCGUCCACCUACAGCCAGUUCCUUUUCUUUUCUGCAACCACCGCUGCAGAAGGAAAUGCUGCCCGGUUCGAUGCAGCUGUCGCAGUCACCCUCUAACGAGACGCCGCUCGAAUUCCAUUUCGACAGUAGCGGCGGCCGCGGCAAUUUUUCCGAUGCGCUAACUCAUCCGCAAGUCAGCGGCAACAUGAGUGCCAACCCAAAUAAGGCGGCACUUAAUGCGGGUAAUGCCAACAGCGGGUGCGCGGCUGGUGGUGCAUCGAAACACUUGCAACAGCAAAUCAGCCACAAUCAGCAGCAAUUAAACCAUCAUGCGCGUCAGCAGCAACUUGCAAACACCGCUGGCAAUCGCGCAACGCUAACUGCGGACGGCGUGGCUAUGCAUCACAACAGCAAGAAAUCAGUGGCCGCGUCACGUGCCACUCUGCAUCCGAAUGCAGCCGGCAACUCGGCAACAGCGCAGUAUAAAAGCAAAGAUCGAUACACAUGCAAGUUUUGCGGCAAAGUCUUUCCGCGUUCCGCCAAUCUAACUCGCCACCUACGCACACACACCGGCGAACAGCCGUACAAAUGCAAAUACUGUGAACGUUCCUUCAGCAUAUCCUCGAACUUGCAACGUCAUGUGCGCAACAUACACAACAAAGAGCGUCCAUUCAAAUGCGAAAUCUGUGAACGUUGCUUUGGCCAGCAAACGAAUCUAGAUCGUCAUUUGAAGAAGCACGAAAGUGAUGCGGUCUCGCUAGGUCUGGGCAUGAACGAGCGCAUACGCAGUCUGCGUCGCGGUGGCUACUGCGACAAUCCUACUGAAGAAUCCUACUUCGAAGAGAUACGUUCCUUUAUGGGCAAGGUGACACAGUUACCACUCGGCGCUACUGCUGCAGCGGCCGGCUCGACAAUAAACCAAUCCACGACGGCCGGUAAUCAGGCGUUAGCACCGAAAUCACCAUCGACACGCAGUUCCACCUCCAGCAGCUCGGAGCGCGAUUCAUCCACCAGUGGUGGCGGUUUGCAAAUAGUGCAAAACGAUUUGUUUCUAGAACCAGAAGCGGAAGCGGAGGCCGACACCGAAAUCGAAACGGAAGCCGGUGAGGAGUAUGUGGGUAGAGCAACUGCUAAUGACAUGCAUGUGACAACCGAGCCAGUAAAUGUCUGUAAAGAUGAUGACGAGACGACAACAACUACAAAGUCAAUAACUACUGCAACAACACCAACAGCAGCAGCUGCGACAAAAAGAGAUGCCAACCGCACUGCGCGACAGUCGGGCGACAAAAGUUUAUACUUUGCGCAAACGGAAGUGUGUUUCAAACGUGACAGCAGCAGUAAUAGUGGCAGCCCACUAUGCGCCACCUGACCUGGCUGCCGGCCACAAUUGGUACGCCCACAAUGCCUGCGUCUUUAGUUUGUAGUAUGGAUUUUAUUGUAUGUAAUUAAAUGUAAUAAUAAUAUAUUCGUGAAUUACGAAGCACGCGUAGCGGCAUAUUUCUAUGUACAGUUAGAUUUAGACACAAAUAUUCUCGAGUUGUAUGCUAUGAGUGCUAUGAGUUGUAAGCCUACGAAUUUUUCACUCUGAGAUUUAUUUGAUUGGCCAGUAUCGAGAGUAAAAGUUCACACGAGGAUCAAAGAGAACAAUAACUACAAUAAGUACGGUAACCUCAAAAGUUUUUCCAACCAGAAAUGGAAUCCCUGUUUUCAAAUGUGUCCUUUAGCAACUUUCGGAGAACUACAGAUUUCAGUAAUGUCAUUUAAUGGACGUUUAAAAAACGUUCCGUAAAUCGUUUCAUACAAAAAUAAGCGCGGAAAUUGCAUAUCUUUAGGCGUGCACGCUUCCUUUCUACUUUUAAACGAUAAAGCAAUUCCAAUGUGUAAACUACAAAAUUUUGACUUUAAUCCUACUUUUAUGUAUAUUUUUUAAUAGCAACUUCCUUGUACGUACAAUAUAUUUACAAUUUAGCGCUUGUGUAACAUAUGUGUUUCUAUAAGAAAAUCCUUUUGUACUUAGUCCUACUUUUACAUGCACAUAAAUGUAUAUAUGUAUGUAGUUAUAUGAACUUUUUAGGUUAUAUAGAAUUACUAGUUUCGUUUUGUAGCAUAUUAACGAGUGCCUUUUGUGUAUUUAGCUCGUGUAAACACUCAAUCAACAACCUAUUUCUUAAUCGUUAAAUUAUUUAAGUUACUGAAAUUUUUGUUAAAAAUAGUUUAUAUAUUAUUUGUUUAUCUUAAGUACCUUUAUUAGUUUGUUAAAGAGAAAAUUAUCAAAUUGCCAAUGAAUAAAGCAA